Messenger RNA from Aspergillus versicolor CBS 583.65, 2971 nucleotides. RefSeq lists its product as uncharacterized. The transcript has 2 exons. The coding region runs from base 267 to 2510 and encodes 747 amino acids. The record is from RefSeq and is a predicted model, not a curated record. Lineage: Eukaryota; Fungi; Ascomycota; Eurotiomycetes; Eurotiales; Aspergillaceae.
ACUCAUGGCCGCCGUCUGAAUUCGCUACUUUUUAUAAAUUCUGUCAGUUUCUGCACCUACCCUGCUUUUGUCUCUUCAUCCCCAUCUUCCUCCUUCUCUUCAUCUUUCUCAUUCUCUCCAUCUUUUCCCUCUUCAUCAACUACUUCUCAAUUCCCAACACUAGACCUCUCGUAUCCGUCGUUAUAUCCAUCCAUCUAUCAUCAAGAUAUCGUUCGUGCAUUUCAUUCUGGAAUUGUCCAAUCGGAAUUCCCUUGACCCUCACUCUUAUGGCUUAUCACAAGACGAGCACUGUUCAGGGCAAGGCAGGCUCUGCUACUCGCAUUGGCCCGCUCCAUCUCCCUUGGCCUAUGCACCCUGGCCUUUCAUCCUCGUCUCCAGCACCUCCCAUUGUGUCCCACGAAAGGGCCGAGUCUCAAGGGUUUGCCACGACUGGCUCGCCUACACAGUCCCUCGAGACUUUGCAGAGCUUUAGGGAAGCCAGCAAUCCAUCUUCCAUGACUGACAACUUAUUCCUUUCUCUGCCCCCAAGCAUCGAUGAUGCUAACCAGCCGCUCCCUAAUAACAAUUCUGCCGGUAUCGACCCCAAACUAAGCCUCUCCAGAAAAGCUACGGGAGAAGUGGACCUCAACCGUCCUUCGAUACCCUCUCAAAACAGUCACCUUGAUCAUACCAGCAACCAUUCAGAAAACGACGUGGAUCACCAAACCUUUGAAUCUAUGGUACAGGAAAGCGCCGAAACUCUUCCCUUUUACGGUGAUGAACUGUUCAGCUCCGAUGACCCUAGUGCUUGGAGCGCAGAGGGCCAUGACUCUUUGAAUAUGUCGACUAUUCACGACACUCCAGACAGCCCUGCAAGCUAUGAGCUUGCACAAGACCCUCACCAUACAAGCCUAGCAAUGGCACCGGUCACAAUGGCUUCUGGUAUCCAGGGUGAAAUGGAUUCCUCUCUUGUAAGCCCUCAGGCUGAUGUCUUCCCGGGCAAGGCUCUUGACCAGACUGACGCCCCCAAGCAGCACAUCGAGAACCAAUUGGAAAUACAGCUGGAGGAGAAUACAGCAGGGAAAGGUGACAACAGUUCGACUGUCAAUCAGUCUCACACUUCCCCCAGUCUGGGAGACGCAAUUGCAGAAUCAAGCACGGAUGGAGACAACAAGCAGAUGGCUUCCAACCCGUUCUCGAACCAUUCCGAUGAAUCUGCUAGCGAUGUAGGCGCAUUUGGAGCAUCAGUUGUGCAUGGCGACAAUAACCUGAAACCUCUGAACGCUAAUUCCAGGGGCACUGACGAUGGUUUCGCAGAUCGUCCUGAACUUUAUCAGAGCUUAGUUUCUGAGUCGCUUGAAGCUACUGAUGAAGACUCCACCUCAACUCAUUUUACUUCACUCGAGGAAGCACGAGAAAGUCUCAAGGUUAAAAGUAGGACACCUGCAUACGACUCCACUGUCCCUCGAACCGUUGCGCAAAAACGGGCGUUCGUCAAAAGAUUAAUCGAACUUUUCUGGUCUUUGGAUAACGCCAUGGACAACGACGGCCAGAAGAAGCCCUUCAAAUCCAACGGUCCUGACCCUAGAAGUGUCGAGUUAGCUUGCUGGGAAGUCUUGGAAGCUGCGAUCACACGGGAAACACGUGGCGCUUUUACUGGCAAGCCACAAAAGGGGAACAUCGGUUCGUUUGCUAGCCGGAUGGCUGCGAUCAUGGAAGCUGUUGACUUGCAUAAGACAAUUUGCAAGCAUCUCCUGCGAGUAGACUUCAUUCACCAGUUCAUCGACGACCCCAUAGGCUCGCGACACCGUGUCAUCUCCAACCAGCGGCUCAAUAAGGAUAAGGCAAACUUGAUGAAGCUCGGCAAGCAAUUUCAAGAUCAAGAUACCACGAAGCCAAAAGCACGGUCGAAAACUAUUUCACCCAAUCAAAAGACCACCCAGUCAACGAACGCAGUAGUAACCCACAAUAGUGGAUUACAACCACAGCUUGCUGUGAAUGCAAACCGUCCUCUGGCUCCAGCUCCACGUGCAGCUCCCUUGGAACAUGCUGUGAACGCCGCACACUACAUGGGAAACAACCCCAACGCAUCUAGAUAUCCAGCACAAUAUGCGCACCAACAAAUGCAAAACUUUAGAGGUGGCCAGUAUCCAGUCCCUGGUACGCCUUCGCUAGCCCAACAAUCUUUGAAUACUGCUAUGUAUUCGCGCACCCAGCCGGUGGGCAACGAUUUCGAUCCCAGCAUGUUGUCUCCGUACAACAACUUCCAGAACACUCAGGCUUCUCAGAUGCUGGGUGUCAGCCAUAACUCUAUCCAGCAGUGGCCGCAGCACCAGCUUCAGGGCAACCAGCGGAACGGAGUAUCAGAGUUAUACAUGAACCUUCAGUCGAAUCAGUAUGGCGAGUUUGCAAACCCUGCAACUCCAUCCCAUGUUUCGCAGCAGAACUCCAACACUCCUGCUACCAGGAAGCGUGGACGCCAGGAAAACCAGGCCGAAGGCGUUUCUGCCCCCUCGAAACGUCGCCGCUGAGCGUCAUUUUACCCCGACCCAACACGAUGUUCAGGCAUUUGUCUACCAAAGUGAUAGCAUGGGGAGAACGGUAGAUCCCUCAUAGAACGAAGCCCCCCAAAACAAACCAAGAAAACGAGAGGGGGAAAAAAGGAGAGAGAACGGCGGCGAAACGACUCUACGAAUAACGAACGACCUAUGAUUCAGCUCAGCACGGCACGAUACCCCGAUUUAGGAGGUCUAUUCUACGCAAGUUUUAAGGAUACUGGUGAUGGUGUCUUAGGGGGUUACCGAAAUGUUUCAAGGGAAUUACAAUAACAUGCUCUCUUUUAUAUUUAUUUUGCCUUUUCCUCGGUUUUUAAUCCCGCGUUUUGUUGUUGUCGGUUGAUUCUAUUAUGCAUAUUUGGUUGAUCCACAUCAUUCAGGUUUGUCAUACCUAUUAUUUGGCGACUUUAUGACUUAAUUUGCUCGCUUUCUGUUUU